Cynocephalus volans (Philippine flying lemur) is the source of this 5496-nucleotide messenger RNA. RefSeq names its product maltase-glucoamylase (gene MGAM). Lineage: Eukaryota; Metazoa; Chordata; Mammalia; Dermoptera; Cynocephalidae. The transcript has 47 exons. Gene Ontology annotation, molecular function: carbohydrate binding; alpha-1,4-glucosidase activity. Bases 1 to 5496 code for a protein of 1831 amino acids. The record is from RefSeq and is a predicted model, not a curated record. Gene Ontology annotation, biological process: carbohydrate metabolic process.
AUGGCAAGAAAGAAGUUGAAAAACUUUACUCCUUUGGAGCUUGUGCUCAGCGUUCUUGUGCUUGUGUUGUUUAUCAUUGCUGUUGUGCUAAUUGUGCUUUUAGUCAAAAGUUCUACAGAAUCAAAAGCCCCAGAGUCUGGGACAACUAGUACCCCAGAGUCUGGAACAAGUACCACCCCUGAUUCUGCUGAGUGCCAAGUGGUAAACGAAUCGGAAAGGAUAAACUGCAUCCCUGACCAGUCACCAACAAAGGCCACAUGUGACCAGCGUGGCUGCUGCUGGGUACCUCAGGAAGCUACAAGUGUCCCUUCGUGCUACUAUUCCAAAAAUAAUGGGUACCAAAUGGAGGGAGAUCUUGUAGACACAAAUGCAGGAUUCACAGCCCAGUUGAGAGGUCUGCCUUUUUCAUCCCCGUUUGGAAAUGAUGUUGACAAUGUCCUUCUCACAGCAGAAUACCAGACAUCCAACCGUUUCCACUUUAAGUUGACUGACGAAACCAAGGACAGAUAUGAAGUGCCCCAUGAACAUGUGCAACCCUUCACUGGGAAUGCUGCUUCUUCCUUGACCUACGAAAUUGAGGUCUCCAAACAGCCAUUUAGCAUCAAAGUGAUCAGAAGAAGUAACAGUCGUGUUCUGUUUGACUCCAGCAUCGGACCCCUCCUGUUUGCCGAUCAGUUCCUGCAGUUCUCCAUCCGACUGCCUAGUGCUAACGUGUAUGGUCUGGGGGAACACGUGCACCAACAGUACCGGCAUGACAUGAAUUGGAAGACCUGGCCCAUAUUUAACAGGGACACAACCCCCGAUGGGGAUGGAACUAACUUGUAUGGUGCACAGACAUUCUUCCUUUGCCUUGAAGAUGCUACUGGACUGUCCUUUGGGGUGUUUCUGAUGAACAGCAAUGCCAUGGAGGUUGACCUCCAGCCUGCCCCAGCAGUCACUUACCGCACCAUUGGGGGCGUUCUCGACUUCUAUGUGUUCUUGGGAGACACUCCAGAGCAAGUUGUGCAAGAAUACCUAGAGCUCAUCGGACGACCAGUCCUACCCUCAUACUGGGCACUUGGAUUUCACCUCAGUCGUUAUGAUUAUGGAACCCUAGAUAACAUGAAAGAAGUCGUGGAGAGAAACCGUGACGCACAACUCCCUUAUGAUGUACAGCAUGCUGAUAUAGAUUAUAUGGAUGAGAGAAAGGACUUCACUUAUGAUCCAGUGAAUUUUAAAGACUUCCCUGAGUUUGUUAACGACUUACACAGUAACGGACAGAAAUUAGUCAUCAUUGUGGAUCCAGCCAUCUCCAACAACUCUUCCCUAAGCAAUCCCUAUGGCCCCUAUGACAGGGGUUCAGAUAUGAAGAUAUGGGUGAAUGAUUCAGAUGGAGUGACUCCAAUCAUUGGGGAGGUCUGGCCUGGAAAAACUGUGUUUCCUGAUUACACCAACCCUAACUGUGCUGUUUGGUGGACAGAGGAAUUUGAGCUUUUCCACAGUCAAGUGGAGUUUGAUGGGAUUUGGAUUGAUAUGAAUGAAGUGGCCAAUUUUGUUGAUGGUUCAGUUUCAGGAUGUUCCACGAGCAGCCUAAAUUAUCCCCCAUUUACUCCUAGCAUCCUGGAUGUGUACCUGUUCCACAAGACCCUCUGCAUGGAUGCAGUGCAGCACUGGGGAAGACAAUAUGAUGUCCACAAUCUGUAUGGCUACUCCAUGGCCAUUGCCACUGCAGAUGCUGUCAAGACUGUGUUUCCUAAUAAGAGAAGCUUCAUUUUAACCCGUUCUACCUUUGCGGGAUCUGGCAAGUUUGCAGCCCAUUGGCUAGGAGACAAUGCUGCCACCUGGGAUGACCUUCAGUGGUCCAUCCCUGGCAUACUUGAGUUCAAUCUUUUUGGUAUUCCAAUGGUGGGUCCUGAUAUAUGUGGCUUUUCACUGGACACCUCUGAAGAGCUCUGCAGGCGGUGGAUGCAGCUAGGAGCAUUUUAUCCAUUUUCCAGGAAUCACAAUGGCCAAGGCUACAAGGACCAGGAUCCUGCCGCCUUUGGAGCUGACUCCCUGCUGUUAAAUUCCUCCAGGCAUUACCUGAACAUUCGCUACACUCUACUGCCCUAUCUCUAUACUCUCUUCUACCGCGCUCACAGCCGGGGGGACACAGUGGCCAGGCCCCUUCUGCAUGAGUUCUACGGGGACAGCAGCACUUGGGAUGUGCACCGACAGUUUUUGUGGGGGCCGGGCCUCCUCAUCACUCCAGUACUGGAUGAGGGUGCAGAGAAAGUGACAGCAUAUUUGCCUGAUGCUGUCUGGUAUGACUAUGAGACAGGAGAACGGGUGAGAUGGAGGAAGCAGAGCAUCGAGAUGGAACUUCCUGGAGACAAAAUCGGACUUCACCUUCGAGGAGGCUACAUCUUCCCCACGCAACAGCCAAAUGCAACCACCGUGGCCAGUCGACAGAACCCUCUUGGUCUUAUCAUCGCCCUAGAUGAGAACAAAGAAGCAAAAGGUGAACUUUUCUGGGAUGAUGGGGAAACGGAAGAUACUGUGGCUAAUAAUGCUUAUAUUUUAUGUGAGUUUUCCUUCACCCAAAACUACUUGGAUGUGAAGGUUUUACAAUCAAACUACCAGGACCCCAAUAAUUUAGCAUUUAAGGAGAUUAAAAUCCUUGGGACACAGGAACCUAGCAAUGUUGUAGUGAAACACAAUGGUGUCCAAAGUCAAACUUCUCCUACAGUCACUUAUGAUUCUGAUGUGCAGGUUGCCAUUAUCAAAGAAAUUGAUCUCCUCUUGGGAGAAGCAUACACAGUGGAGUGGGAUGUAAAGAUAAAGGAAGAAGAAAAAAUAGACUGUUAUCCUGAUGAGGAUGGUAUUUCUGCAGAAAACUGUGAGGCCCGUGGCUGUGUCUGGAAGGUAACCAUGUUUUCUGGGGCUCCUUUCUGCUAUUUUGUUACUGAUCUAUACGAUGUCAGCGAUGUUCAGUAUAGUUCACAUGGGGCCACAGCUGACAUCUCCUUAAAGUCUUAUUCUGCCAACACCUUGCCCUCCACACCUGUGAAUCCCCUCCGCCUGCAGGUGACCUAUCAUAAGAAUGAAAUGCUGCAGUUUAAGAUUUAUGAUCCCAACAACAAACGGUAUGAAGUCCCAGUCCCUCUGAACAUACCCGAUGUUCCAUCCAGCACUUCUGAGAGUCAACUCUAUGACGUGCUCAUUAAGAAGAAUCCAUUUGGGAUUGAAAUUCGCCGGAAGAGUACAGGCACUGUAAUCUGGGACUCUCAGCUGCUUGGCUUCACCUUCAAUGACAUGUUCAUCCGCAUCUCCACCCGCCUUCCCUCUGGAUACCUCUAUGGUUUUGGGGAAACUGAGCACACAGCCUUUAGGAGAGAUUUAAACUGGCACACAUGGGGGAUGUUUUCCCGAGACCAACCCCCUGGGUACAAGAAGAAUUGCUAUGGUGUCCACCCCUACUACAUGGCACUGGAGGAGGAUGGCAGUGCCCACGGAGUGCUCCUGCUGAACAGCAAUGCCAUGGAUGUGACAUUCCAGCCCCUGCCUGCCUUGACAUACCGCACCACAGGAGGAAUUCUGGACUUUUAUGUGUUCUUGGGGCCAACUCCAGAGCUUGUCACUCAGCAGUACACUGAGGUGAUUGGUCGUCCUGUGAUGGUACCUUAUUGGGCCUUGGGGUUCCAGCUGUGUCGCUAUGGAUACCAGAAUGACACUGUGAUUGCCAGCUUAUACGAUGAGAUGGUGGCCCACCAGAUCCCUUAUGAUGUGCAGUACUCAGACAUCGACUACAUGGAGCGGCAGAUGGAUUUCACUCUUAGCCCCGAGUUUGCUGGACUUCCAGCUCUGAUCGAUCGCUUGAAGGCCGAUGGGAUGCGGGUCAUCCUCAUUCUGGAUCCAGCCAUUUCUGGCAAUGAGACACAGCCCUAUCCUCCCUUCACUCGGGGUCUGGAGGAGGAUGUCUUCAUCAGAUACCCAGAUAGUGAAGACAUUGUCUGGGGAAAGGUCUGGCCUGAUUACCCUGAUGUUUUUGUUAACAAUUCUCUAGACUGGGACAGUCAAGUGGAGCAAUACCGAGCUUAUGCGGCCUUCCCAGACUUUUUCCGUAAUUCAACUGUCACAUGGUGGAAGAGGGAGAUGGAAGAAAUGUACACCAAUCCGGAGAAUCCAGAGAAGAGCUUGAAGUUUGAUGGCAUGUGGAUUGAUAUGAAUGAGCCGGCAAACUUUGUGAAUGGGGCGGUUCCUCCAGGCUGCAGGAAUGCCUCUCUGAAUCAUCCUCCCUACAUGCCACAUCUGGAGUCCAGAAGCGAUGGCCUGAGCAGCAAGACCCUGUGCAUGGAGAGCCAGCAGAUCCUGCCGGAUGGCACCCCGGUGCGGCACUAUGAUGUGCACAGCCUGUACGGGUGGUCCCAGACCAGACCCACAUACGAAGCUGUGCAGGAAGUGACAGGACAGCGAGGAAUCAUCAUCAGUCGCUCCACAUUCCCCUCUUCUGGCCGCUGGGCAGGACACUGGCUGGGAGACAACACAGCUGCAUGGGACCAGCUGAAGAAAUCCAUCAUUGGCAUGAUGGAGUUCAGCCUCUUUGGCAUAUCCUAUACAGGAGCAGAUAUCUGUGGCUUCUUUCAAGAUGCUGAAUAUGAGAUGUGUGCUCGCUGGAUGCAGCUGGGGGCAUUUUACCCCUUCUCGAGGAACCACAACGGCGAGGGGAACAAGAGACAAGACCCUGUAUCCUGGAAUGAUACCUUUGUUAAUAUUUCCAAAAGUGUCCUGCAAACCAGAUACACCCUGUUGCCGUAUCUCUACGCCUUGAUGCACAGGGCCCACACGGAGGGCAUCACCGUUGUGCGGCCUCUUCUCCAUGAGUUUGUGUCAGACCAGGUGACCUGGGACAUAGACGAUCAGUUCCUGCUGGGCCCAGCCUUCCUGGUCAGCCCUGUCCUGGAGCCCAAUGCUGAAACCGUCACUGCUUAUUUCCCUAAUGCCCGCUGGUAUGACUACUACACGGGUGUGGAUGUUAAUGCAAGGAAACAGUGGAAGAACUUGCCAGCCCCUCUAGACCACAUUAAUCUUCAUGUCCGUGGAGGCUACAUCCUGCCCUGGCAAGAGCCUGCACUGAACACUCACUUAAGUCGCCAGAAAUUCAUGGGCUUCAAGGUUGCCUUGGACGAUGAGGGAUCUGCUGAGGGCUGGCUCUUCUGGGAUGACGGAGAAAGCAUUGAUACCUAUGAAAAAGGACUCUACUACUUCGCCACCUUUUCUGCCAGCCAGAAUACAAUGCAGAGUAAUAUAAUUUUCAACAAUUACAUCAAUGAUAUAAACCCUUUGAAACUGGGCUACAUUGACAUCUGGGGAGUGGACAGUGUCCCCAGUACUAGUGUCAGCAUCUCUGUGAGUAGCACGGUCAUGACGCUGACUUCCAACUAUGACUCUACAACACAGGUGUUAAGCAUUGAUGUGACUGACAAAGACAUCAGCCUACAUAAUUUCAUUUCUUUGACAUGGGGAAGCACUCUGUGA